This is a messenger RNA of Sphaerodactylus townsendi, 3456 nucleotides long. Its product is annotated as collagen alpha-1(I) chain-like. The coding region runs from base 1 to 3456 and encodes 1151 amino acids. The transcript is spliced from 2 exons. The record is from RefSeq and is a predicted model, not a curated record. Lineage: Eukaryota; Metazoa; Chordata; Lepidosauria; Squamata; Sphaerodactylidae.
AUGGGUGGCUCCAAGAAGAGGAAAAAGCAAGGGGGCUCCCCAAAAACGCCCCAGGAAGAAAAGCUGACCCAGAAGGGAAAAGAAACCUCCAGAGGAGCAGCCAUGGAGGUAGACCAGACCCCAGGACUGCAGCAAUGCCCAGCAGAGACUGUGAGUGGGGUACAGGGGCAGGGGGAGGCUUUUGGGGUGCUAGAGAAGAGGGGGGAAGUGGGGGCAGAGGAUCCCCUGGAUUUGGGGGGGCAGCAGCCCCCCAGGGAAGGAGGAGGGGGGCCCCAGUUGGGAAAAAGCCUUGAAAACCCUGCAGAGAGGCAGACAGCCAAGGCAGCCAUUGGAGAAGAUUUUUUGGAAGAGGCUGCAAGGAAAAAACCCAGGAAUGAGGGGGAUCAGGCUUCAGGAGAGGGGUUUGGGGGUGCCCAGGGUCCCCAGGAGGGUCCUCAAGAAAGGGGGAGAGCACCCAGCAGAGGGGGGACUCAGGGUGCAGGGGAUAAAGGGGGACAGAAGCCCGAACAGAAGAAACUGCUCCCACCCAUAAACAGGGGACACAGCUCUCGCAGGCAUAAAGACAUGGGGGUGCGGGGUGCUCCCAGCACAGAGACAGACUCCAGCGAUGAAGAAAGGGGAGAGUCUGGGAGACCCCUGAAAGAAGGGGUGCAUGGCUGCAGAGCACGCAGUGCAGAAAAAGCCAGCGAAAAAUUUAGGGUGCGCAGCAGAAGCAGCCUGAGAGGAAACUCGGUGGGUGCAAAAUCAGCACCUUGUUCCAAAUUUCCUGGGGUCCCCAAACCAAGGGGGUCUGAAAGUGGCGUCAUGGGCUCGGAGGAAAGUGCAGGAGACCCCUUUCCACAGCGUUCAGGGGAACCCCCACAAGAAAAUCCCCAUCCAAAAGGCUUUUCUACAAGUCUCCAGGGCAACCCUGGAGAUCCCAUAGGGGGAUGGCAAGCACUCGCAGUUCAGGAGGUCGGUCGGAUGACUCAGAGUCACAAGGAGAUGAGUCAGAGUCACAAGCUAGACGCUGCGGAGCCAGGGAGGGGGGAUGUUGCUGGGCAGACUAGAGGAGCAACUGGCCAAUCAGCAAGGCUUGGAGCAGGGAGGGGGGCUGUUGCUGGGGAAGAAGGAGUGGAAAGAGGGGAGGGGGGCGAUCUCCAGGGAGGGUUGACACCAGAGAAACGCAUAAAUCUCCAAGUUAAUGAGCUGCCCAGUGAAGAGAUCCAGCAGCCAUUGCAAAGCCUGCAGAGGGACGAGGAGAGCCAGGAGGGACUCCCAGAAGGCAGCCAGCGGCCUUGUGGGCUGCAGGGCCCAGCUGCACAGCAAGGUAAGAGCGCUGUUGCGCUGUGUGUAACACCAGAACCCACAAUGCACACACUUAAAACAGGUGCUUGGGAAGGGAUGGCACAGGAGCAAAAGCAAUCCUCUGGGGGCCCUUUUGCGGAUUUUCUCGGCCAGGCAACCGCGCAGGAGGCUGAAAUUCCUGGUGGGGAGAGAGGGGGAGAGGGACUCGAAGGGGAGAAUGUUCCCAGUGGGGGGCUUCAGGGGGAACCCCGGGGUCCGGCCAAGGAAAUGGAAGAGGAAAUGAAAGAAUUGGGUUCCCUUGCGUGCGAGCGGCAGGGGCCCCCGGGACCACGCCCAGGGGUGGCAGGGGAGGCGGGAGGAAGGGGAGAUGUUGUUCAGGCUGAACCCCGGGGGGACAGCGGCCCAGGGGGGGCGCAGGCAACACAAGCCUCGGGGGGCUCUUUUGAGUCCGUGCUCCGGCAAGGGAGUGCACAGGUGCCUGAAAACGGUGCGGGGGUGAGAGGAAGGGAGGGGGCAAUGGGUGAACCUGACAUCAACACUGGAUCACAUGGGGAACUCCUGGAUCCGGUAGGGAAACUGAAAAUUCUGGGAAAAGGGGGGGCGUCCCGGGACGGUCAGGAGGAGUCUCCGGGGUCCAGCCUGAGGGUGGCAGAGGUUGCGGGAGAGAGAGGAGACACCAUCCAAAACUCCUCCCCGGAGACAGGGGGCUCAGGGGAGGCGCAGGCCACAAAAGCCUCGGGGGGCCCUUUUUGCUCUCUGGUCGAGCAAGGGAGGGUGCAGGGGGCCAAAACCGAAGGAGGUGCCUCAGAGGGAGGAGGAGCAAUGGUGGACACUGGCUGCAGCGGCAGAUGCCCGAGGAAACCCCUGGGUCCGGCAGGAAAUGGGAAGGCACCACAGGGGGGUCCCCGGGGGCCCCCAGGACCCGGUCCGGAGGUGACAACGGAAGCGGGGGAGAGGGGAGACUUGGCCCAGGCCCUCCCAUCGGGGGAGAGUGGCUCCGGGGGGGCGCAGGUGACACAAGCCUCGGGGGGUACCUUUUUGCGGCACGUCCCACCGGGAACCUCGCGGGAAGCCAAAAACGGGGGACAAGGUGGAGGAGGGGAAGGAGUGUCAGGGGAGGAGGGUGCUGGGCGGGACCCCAGAAAAGAGGCGGGAGAGGGGCCACGGGAGGGAGAAAAAUCCCUUGUUGCAGGAUUUUCUGGCCCGGUCCAGGUGGGAACAGGCGGAGACUCGGCCCCCGCAGGUAUGGAAUGGCAGGCGGAAGCUGCGGGAGGUCAUCCGGAUGGUGAACUGGCACUGGCAUCGGCAGAAGAGGAGGAAGCGAGUGACAUCGAUGAGGCGGAGAGGCACCAAAAGCGGGCUGCCCUGCUCUUGCAGUGUCAGUGGGGGGAGGACGGGGAAGAAGAUGGGAACCUGCAGGACAUGGAGGACCUGGGGGCGGAGGACGAGGUGAGGAUCGCCACGCCUAUUACUGGCACAGGACAGGCCUCGGACCAGGAUGGGAUGGGAGGCUGGGGGGUUCAUCGGGGCCGCUCCAGCGAUCGCAAGGUGAGAAGGGUGGGGAGUCGACAAAGCUCAGGAGGGAAGGAAUCGGACGGGGAACCGCAGUCCAGGGAGGCGCUCAUCAGGGAGGGGUGGCAGGCCCAGCUGGACGGGGAUUUCCGGGUGGUGGAGUCCAUUCUCUUGCCCAACCAGCCUCAGCAAAAGGACCUGCUCCGGUUUUGGGGGUUCCUGGUGUCACGGCUCAGGUUGGCGGCGGUCCCUACAGGGAGGUGCGGCCGCAUGGAGCACGCCAAGCAGCAAGUGCUCACGGCUGCGAGGCCCGGUGGUCCUGGCGGCAUGCAGCGAGGGAGCUGGGACUUCGGUGAGGAGGGAGGAAGCCAAGGCCCGAAGGCCGCCAAAGGCGGCGACCAUGGCGGCAGCGGUGGAGGCGGUUCACUGGCGGAUGACCAGGAGGGCUGCAGCUCAGGCUCGGUGCCUGUCCCCGGGUACACAGGGGAGCCGGAGGAAGUGAGCUGGAAGGAUAGCCGAAGAUGGGGCCGAGUGGAUGACCAACUUGGUGCUCGUUACUGCGGCUCAGAGCGCAGCAAGAUGAAGGACAAAGAACGCGAAGCAGUCGGCGGUGGCUGCUCCCCGAGGCGGUGGGGCCUUGCAGGAAGCACCGAGUGA